This is a messenger RNA of Perkinsus marinus ATCC 50983, 4884 nucleotides long. RefSeq lists its product as hypothetical. The transcript has 6 exons. The record is from RefSeq and is a predicted model, not a curated record. The annotation marks the transcript as partial. Gene Ontology annotation, molecular function: nucleic acid binding; RNA-DNA hybrid ribonuclease activity. NCBI's taxonomy places the organism in Eukaryota, Perkinsozoa, Perkinsida, Perkinsidae.
GAUUCCGAGGCCCAGGCUGCUGGCUCGCCAGCGCACAGCCUGGAGAAUUGCUGGAAUGGUUCUCAGUUCGACUGGGCCUCGGAGGCCCCUUCCGAGAGUGAAGAUAUAACCAUGGAACAACUGGAGAAGGAUCUCGACGACUCUCCUCCCAGGGCCUCCGCCGUCCCGCCGCUUCAGCGCGUUAGGAAGCCUCUGAAGUCCUGCCGUGGCGAGGGGCCUCAGGCCUUAGCGACCUACGAGGCUCGUAAGGCAAGGAAGGGCCCUGCCGCUGGCUCUCAGGUACGCCAAGCGGCUCGCGGCUCCAGGGCACGUCAAUCGUCCGUUGGCACAUCGCACCAAGACGUCGAGCUUCAACCUACUUACGAUCUUCCUGACGACUCUGAGCCUUCCCCUCGAGAUCACUCUACCGGUCCUCUACCUCCUCCACAAGGUCGGUGCUCCCCGCAAGGGAAGGGCCCUGGGCCGGUUCCGGCGGCAAUGGUGCAGAUCAUUGCGCUCUUGCGCACCCUGAUUGGCACCUUGUCGCUGGGCCCCCAAGGGCCGGCCAUUAUGGCCCUACUAGACUCCAUUGUGGAGCUGGUAGAGGCCGGCCAGACGACUCUGCCGGGCCCCCUUUCGGCUCCGGUACCCCAGGCGACUCGUCAGCCGCAGCCUGCCACCCAACAGCAGCGGCAGCAGCAGCAACCCAGGCGCCAACCACCGGCUCCACGCCGCCAACCCCCGCGCCCUGCUCCACAACAGCAGCAGCAGCGUCCUCCUGCUCCCCGCCGUCAACAGGCCCCCACCAUCGGCAAUCGCCGCAACCCUCACGUGGCAGCGGCGAAGAAGGCGGCGGCCGGCGGCGAGAAGCCUGUGAUCAUCAUCCGGCCAUCGGGCCCUAACCCUCCAGCUCCUCUCUCCAAAGAGGAGUUUAGUAAGCUCAGGGUCUCUGCUCUUCAGGCACUUCCCGACCACGUGACAAUCACCGGUACAUUCCCGGUGGGACGCUCGUCCCUCGGGAUGUCGGUCAAAGACCGUGGGCAUCUGCCCGCGGUUUUGGCCAACUUAGGUACAAAACUCCGUGGAUAUGAAGUUGCUCCUAAGCAGAGCAGGGCGCCUCGAGUGAUUCUCUUCUCUCCUGCCCUAUCCAGGGACGUCUCUGCCACGGCCUUGGAGCGACAGCUGAAGGAGGAGAAUGAGGGCCUCAUCGGCCAAGGAGCGACGGGGCCUGCCGUGCAAAACCUGCACUGGCGUGGCCCCAACCUAGUGAUGGCGGUCUCUUCCGACUUUUUCAGGUCCUUGGAAGCCAGCGGGCAAAAGGGAGACCAACCAUCAGGCGACCAAUCCGGGCUGCCCUUCCGUCGAGGCACACUGCCGACGGAUGGCGGCAAGGACCAACUACGGCCCGGCCCCUGUGGCUCAGCGCUCGCAGCAAUGCUAGAGCUGCUGCAGCUCAACCUGGGCAAGCGGCGAGCAGCCGCCGAUCUGAUUUGCUCCUUAGGAGCAGAUAUAAUUUUAGGCCAGGAGUUCCCCAAGCAGUUUUCGCCUACAACCUACAGCUACCAUGGCAACAAAGAAGGCACUGCUAUCCUGCUGAAGAACGGCUUAUCUGGCACCACCUUGGUGGCUGCCAGAGACUUCUGCACCGUUAAGGUGCGAAGCUCGUCUAGUACUAUCAUCGUAGGUUCCCUCUACCUUCACCCCUCCGACCUACCUCGUCGGGAGAUGGCCCUUCAGCAUCUGGAGGAUGCUGUCUCCUCGGACGUUGGCCGAGGGAUGAUUUUAGGUGCGGACUGCAACGGAGCCUCAGAUCUCUGGGGUUCCCUGCCUCCCGCAAGGGUCCACCUACAGACCCUGGGCCAACUCGGCCCCAGCUGGCAGCGUGGAGAGGAGUUCCAGACGUGCUGCCAGCAGCACCGAGGAACCAUCCUCAACAGGCCAGACCUAUUCCCGGCCCCCACCUUUGUGGGUGGAAAUGGCUCAUCACACAUUGACGUGACGGUCGCCUUCGGCAGAGUCCCUCCACAUGAGUGGAAACUCUCCGAAGAGUUCUCAGGUAGUGACCACAGGAUAAUUCGGGUGUCUUUACAGGACACUCACGAGUAUACCAAGCGACCACAGCUGCGUCUCACCGACUUCAAGAAGGUUCGAGAAGCAGCAGCUGGCAUCCCGGACAACUCGUCUGCGGCGACCAUCUCGGCAGGUCUUUCAGAUGCUGUCGCUGCCCACACCCCCGUCAUGGAGGGUCGCGACUCCCCUUCGUGGUGGAGUCGCAAGCUGACGAAGCUGAAGCAGAGCCUCAACAAGGCUACCAAGAAGCUGAACAAGGCAAAGAGGGAUGGCAACCUCAUCGGAACCGAGCACUGGAAAGAAGAGGUAACCGAAAGGAGAAGACUUUUCAGGUUAGAAGCCCGAGCAGCUAAGAAGAGAGCGAGGGACCGCUUCUAUGCGUCCCUCCAAGACUUCUCCAAGUGCAUCCGACCGCCAAAGAGCAAGACAGCAGCAGCGAUUCUGAAUGGCGAUCCAAGCACCAACCAAGCAGCCCAUCUGCUGGAGAAGCUAUUCCCUCGGGACCCUAGGCGGUCCCAGGGGAUGGCCCAGGUUCGCGUCGGUGUAGGUCCGGCAGAUCGCAUCCCAGCUGUGACGGAACAGGAGGUCUUAGAAGCCAUCGGCCGUCUGAAGAUCUCUGCCCCUGGGAGCGACGGCGUCAAUGCUGAAGUCCUGAAGAAGACGGCGCCCGAGCUGGCGGCCAAAUGGGCCACGGCCUUCACUGACGUCCUUAGGUCCGGCGAGUUUCCUGCCGAAUGGAAGGAGGGCAAAUGCAUUGCCCUGGCCAAGCCCGGCCGCGACAUCUUCCAGGCCUCGGGCUGGCGCCCGAUCGUACUCCUUAGGUGCGCCUCGAAGCUGCUGGAGUCGGUGAUAGCCGAAAGGCUCAUCUACGGCCUAGGAGAGAAGUUCCGAGUGCCAGAGAUCCACGGCUUCUGCCGAGGCCGAAGCUGCGACACGGCGCUGAAGAGGAUCGUCGACGCCUACCGAGCUGGGUGUGGGAGGAAGGGUCACCAGACCCUCCUCCUCACACUGGACGAGUCCAAUGCCUUCAAUUCAGCGUGGCUCUUUUCUCUGCACCGUGAUAAAGUCCUGCUCUCCGGGCAACACGUCCAGCUGGAGUUUGGAGCGGACCAAGCGACCAUCUCGCUAGAGAGAGGGGUCCCCCAAGGAAGCAUCUUGGGACCCCUCCUCUAUGUUUCCCACUCCACCCUAUCUUUGGCGUCGCUGCUCCGGCCCAUCCCUGGCCUAACCUCGACUUUCUAUGCCGAUGAUAAGACCUUGGUCCUGACGACCAAGGGCGUCCGAGAGUUUAGGGAGCGAUGGCUGCAGAUCGAGACUCGGAUCUCGGACUGGUCAAGAGCCUCCGGGCUCAGCCUCAACCCCAGUAAGUGUUAUUACCUCUCGCCUGCAAAGCUUCAGGUAUCUGCGUUAAUGCUCGAUGGUAAGGCCAUCGGCCGCGCCAAGGUCGUCACCAUCCUAGGCCUGGCGGUGGACCAGCGAUUGCUCUUCGGGGAGCACAUCAAGCGAAAGACGGCCCAAGCUCGCUCCCGCCUAGGGCGAUUGCACGCCCUGGGUUGGGAACGGGCUGGGCUCGACACCAAGCGGAUACUGAAGACCUACCAGCUGGCCGUGCUGCCCUUCCUCGGGCACGCGGUCAGCAUCUGGGCGGAAGCACUGGAGGACCCGAAGCUGGCAAAAGCCGUCGAUAGCGUGUCCGGCCUGGCAGCGAGAAUAGCUAUUCGGGCCCCUCGCUCGGCUUCCCACGCCGCGGCGAUGAUGAUGGCUGGCGUCACCCCGGCUAGCAUUCAACUGAGAAUGCUGGCAGGGAGAUGCCGCGCCACCACAGGUACUCCCAGCGAUCUAGCAGCGGCCCUUGGGCCUGAGGCGGCGGAGUCGUCAUGGCGAGUGGACCGGCGAGAGACCCAUCCUCUCCCACCGUGGCUCCCCUCCCUCCCCGCCUCCAUCCGCCCCAGAGAAGAAGCGGUCGAACUGGCAUCCGCCUACCGAGGCCCCGCUAUCUACACGGAUGGCUCAAAGUUCGGCGAUAGCGCCGGCGGGGCCUUCCUGGCUGUCAAAGAAGGAGAAGUGGUGGAGCGCCAGGCCUUCAAGCUUGAGCGGUUCGCCACCAUUCACCAAUGCGAGUUAGAAGCCAUCCGCAGAGCCCUGCGAUGGCUGAGCCACUCGGCUCACAGAGGUAUAGAAUGGCUUCUCUUCACAGACUCUCAGGCCUCCAUCCGCACGAUCCGAGGCCGAGAAGCCACCGAGAGAUCGGCCAUCGCUCGUGACAUCGCCCAUCUCGGCCUACACGUCCAGGUGCAGCUGAACUGGUGCCCGGGCCAUGAAGGAGUACAAUGGAACGAAGCAGUGGACCAGCUGGCCAACACCGGCCGGAAGCAGCUCUUCCCCCUGGACCGGGGUGCUGCUAUGAUGGUUCCUCCUUCCUAUGUGAAGCACAUGCUCAAGACCCAGAUGGAGAAGGACACAAGGUCCUGGUGGCUUGACAAGCGAGCCACUCUGGGCACCAGCGUACGGGACUUCCUUUGGGGAUUUUCCCACGCCAGGAGAUUUUUGAAGGCUGGACACGCCCCCACACCCCACCACCGCCACACGAUGGGGCUAAGGACAGACCCGAGCUGCCCAUGUGGGCAUGCAGAUGGAGACGUCAAGCACAUCCUCAGAGACUGUCCUCUGCUGGAUGGCGCGAGACGAGACUCCAGGCUGCUCCAGGUGAUGCCCAAGUACGACUACAAAUUAGUCCUCGAUCGACGGUAUCGAGCGCCACUUCUGAAGAUGGCAAAGAUGACCUUCGAGUGGCUGAAGAAUCUCCGAGAAGCGGAGAACUCCUCUCAGCCAUAA